AUGGGCAACCCCGUCGAUGUAAAGGCCGAGGGCGGCCAAGAGGUCGAGCAUGCCUACGAUGUUGAAGACAAGACAUACGCUGCCGAGGACAAGGCGGCGAAUGCCCAGAAGCAGGAUGCUAUCGAGGCAGAGAAUGCGGAGCACAACAUGGGUGUGCUCGAGGCCGUUCGAGCUUACCCCAUGGCUUCGCUCUGGGCCUUUAUCAUGUCCUGCACCAUUAUCAUGGAGUCUUACUGUGUCUUCCUGAUCGGCAGUUUCAUCGCCCUCCCUCGAUUCGCCAAAGAUUACGGCAUCUACAAUAAAGGCGAAUGGGUCAUCGAGACCAAGUGGCAGUCUGCGCUCCAGGCUAUCGGUCCCAUUGGUGCGUUGAUCGGCGUCUUCCUCGCUGGUCCCCUCACCAGCAAAAUCGGAUACCGCUGGGCGACCAUCGCCGGCCUCAUGGCCCUGAACGCCUUCAUCUUUGUCUUCUACUUCGCCAACUCGCUCCCUGUGAUGCUGGUGUCUCAGAUCCUCGAGGGCAUUCCGUGGGGAAUCUUCAUCGCCAACUCCCCCGCAUACUGUUCCGAGAUUGUGCCCAUGAAGCUGCGAGCUCCUGCCACUCAGAUGCUUCAGAUGUUCUGGGCCAUCGGAGCCAUCAUCGUCGGUGGCGUCACCUACGGUUACAACACCCUGGACCACCCCAACGCUUAUCGCAUCCCCAUUGCCCUUCAAUGGAUGUUCCCCACCCCUCUUGCCAUCCUGAUCUUCUUGGCGCCCGAGUCGCCUUGGUGGUUGGUUCGAAAGGGAAAGAUGGAGGAGGCAGCACGCGCUGUGGAGCGCCUCGGACGCAAGUCGUUGAUUAACAAGUCGAGCGAGACCGUCGCCAUGAUGAAGCGUACCAUCGACCUCGAGAAGACUGAGAAGGAGCCCAGCUUGAUCGAGCUGUGGAAGGGCACUGACUGCUACCGUACCCUCAUCGUGUGCGGUGUCUACGCCGCCCAGAACCUUACUGGUAACCUGAUUGCCAACCAGGCCGUCUACUUCUUUCAGCAGGCUGGCAUGAAGACUGAUACUGCCUUCGCCAUGGGUCUGAUCACCUCUGCCCUCCAGACCGUCAUGGUCAUGCUUUCUUGGAUCCUCACAACCUACCUUGGCCGACGUACCAUCUACCUCUGGGGUUCGGCCAUGAACAUGGUCGUCCUCGUCGCUAUCGGUGUCGCAGCCUCUUUCGGACAGUCAACCUCGGCCUCCCUCGCGCAGGCGUCCCUGGGUCUCAUCGUCUCUGUCCUUUUCACUCUCGGCCCUGCUCCCGCUUCGUGGGUCAUUAUCGGAGAGACAUCUGCCAUUCGUCUCAGGCCUCUUACCACUGGUGUCGGACGAGGAUGCUACUACCUCGUCAACAUUCCUUGCAUCUUCCUGUCUAGUUACAUGCUCAACCCCACAGGCGGAAACCUCGGUGGCAAGUGUGGUUAUGUCUGGGCUGGUACUGCCUUCGUCUGCUUGGUCAUGUCUUACAUCUGGGUGCCUGAGAUGAAGGGUCGAUCCUACCGUGAGAUCGACAUUCUGUUCCGACGUCGUGUCCCUGCUCGCAAGUGGACCAAGACGGUCGUCGACAUUCACGAUGACGAGUAG
Molecule: messenger RNA, 1611 nt
Organism: Fusarium falciforme
Lineage: Eukaryota; Fungi; Ascomycota; Sordariomycetes; Hypocreales; Nectriaceae
Product: MFS domain-containing protein
Exons: 4
Coding region: 1-1611 (536 amino acids)
Biological process (GO): carbohydrate transport; transmembrane transport
Cellular component (GO): membrane
Molecular function (GO): carbohydrate:proton symporter activity
Source: RefSeq, a predicted model, not a curated record